Penicillium nucicola is the source of this 1173-nucleotide messenger RNA. RefSeq names its product S-adenosylmethionine synthetase. The transcript has 3 exons. Gene Ontology annotation, molecular function: ATP binding; methionine adenosyltransferase activity. Gene Ontology annotation, cellular component: cytosol. NCBI's taxonomy places the organism in Eukaryota, Fungi, Ascomycota, Eurotiomycetes, Eurotiales, Aspergillaceae. The coding region runs from base 1 to 1173 and encodes 390 amino acids. The record is from RefSeq and is a predicted model, not a curated record. Gene Ontology annotation, biological process: S-adenosylmethionine biosynthetic process.
AUGGGUUCUCUCGCAAACGGCUCCCAGCCCGGCACUUUCCUCUUCACCUCCGAGUCGGUUGGUGAGGGUCACCCUGAUAAGAUUGCCGAUCAGGUCUCCGAUGCUAUUCUCGAUGCCUGUCUGGCUGAGGACCCCCUUUCCAAGGUCGCUUGCGAGACCGCCACCAAGACUGGUAUGAUCAUGGUCUUCGGUGAGAUUACCACCAAGGCUCGUCUGGACUACCAGGCUAUCAUUCGUGGCGCUAUCAAGGACAUCGGUUACGAUGCUUCCGAGAAGGGCUUCGACUACAAGACCUGCAACGUUCUUGUCGCCAUUGAGCAGCAGUCCCCCGAUAUCGCUCAGGGUCUUCACUACGAGGAGGCUCUUGAGAAGCUCGGUGCCGGUGACCAGGGUAUCAUGUUCGGCUAUGCCACCGACGAGACCCCUGAGCUCCUGCCCUUGACCAUCCUUCUCUCUCACAAGCUCAACGCUGCCAUGAAGGCUGCUCGUAACGACGGCUCCAUCCCCUGGUUGCUCCCCGAUACCAAGACCCAGGUCACCAUUGAGUACGCUCAUGACAACGGUGCCGUCAAGCCUCUGCGCGUUGACACCGUCGUCGUCUCUGCUCAGCACUCUGACGACGUCUCCACUGAGGAGCUCCGUGCCGUUAUCAAGGAGAAGAUUGUCAAGAAGGUCAUCCCCGCUGAGCUCCUUGACGACCGCACUGUCUACCACAUCCAGCCCUCUGGCCGCUUCGUCAUCGGUGGUCCUCAGGGUGAUGCCGGUCUCACUGGCCGUAAGAUCAUCGUUGACACCUACGGUGGCUGGGGUGCCCACGGUGGUGGUGCUUUCUCCGGAAAGGACUACUCCAAGGUCGACCGCUCGGCCGCCUACGUUGCCCGCUGGAUCGCCAAGUCUCUGGUCCAUGCCAAGCUUGCCCGCCGUGCCCUCGUCCAGCUCUCCUACGCCAUUGGUGUCGCCGAACCCCUCUCCAUCUUCGUUGAGAGCUACGGCACCUCUUCCAAGACCUCCGACGAGCUGGUCGAGAUCAUCCGUAACAACUUUGAUCUCCGUCCCGGUGUCAUCGUGAAGGACCUUGACUUGGCCAAGCCCAUCUACAUCCAGACUGCCAAGAACGGUCACUUCACCAACCAGGAGUUCUCCUGGGAGUCCCCCCGGGCCCUCAAGUUCUAA